Messenger RNA from Zea mays, 1174 nucleotides. RefSeq names its product ABA-responsive protein. Bases 108 to 926 code for a protein of 272 amino acids. The record is from RefSeq and is marked validated. The transcript is spliced from 3 exons. NCBI's taxonomy places the organism in Eukaryota, Viridiplantae, Streptophyta, Magnoliopsida, Poales, Poaceae.
AAUCAGCCCCAUCACUCUUCCGUCGUGUCUUCUCGCGCUUUCCACUCCCAACGAGAUCCAUCACCCCCAACCUCUGUAAGCUUCCCUUGACGUCGUCGUCGUCAUCCAUGGAGAGCAAGGACGGUACCCACGAUCCCGCCACGACGGCCGCGCCACCGGCCGGCGCGCCGCAGCCCGCGAUGCCUUCCGCGGAGACGGCGCGGUGGGGCACGCGGCAGAUGGGCCCGCCGGCGGCCCCCGGGGCGCACCCGGAGAACCAAGAGGCGGCGCGGUGGACGGCCGCGCGCGGGGACCAGGAGCUGCCGCCGUACGUCAUCAUCGGUGAGCCCGUGGCGGCGCCGCCGCCGCCACAGCAUAGGGGCAAGGGGGACAGCCCCAUGGAGCACAUCCUCGACUUCUUCAACACCUGGAGCCGCAAGGCCGAGGAGCUGGCCUCCAACAUCUGGGUCAAUCUGAAGGCCGCGCCAUCCAUGUCGGACGCCGCGAUGGGGAAGCUAAGCCUCGGCGCGAAGGCGCUGUCGGAGGGCGGCUUCGAGAAGCUGUACAAGCAGACGUUCUCGUCCAGCCCCGACGAGCACCUGAAGAAGACGUUCGCUUGCUACCUCUCCACGGCCACGGGGCCCGUCGCCGGCACGCUGUACCUGACCAACCUGAACGUCGCCUUCUGCAGCGACCGCCCGCUCUCCUUCGCCGCGCCGUCUGGCCAGACCGCCUGGAGCUACUACAAGGUUAUGAUCCCCCUUGGCAAGAUCGCGACGGUGGAGCCGGUGACGAUGAAGGAGAGCCCGCCGGAGAAGUACGUCCACGUCGUCACCGUCGACUCCCACGACUUCUGGUUCAUGGGCUUCGUCAGCUACGACAAGGCCGUGCACUACCUCGUCGAGGCCGUCUCCCAGCGCGGCGUCGCCACUGCCGGCGGCAAGUGAUGAGGCGACGCCGCUCCGGAGACUGGGCGUUCGGCACCCGUCGUCGUGUAUAUAUAAUAUAGCUGAUGGCUCUGCCUGUGCAUUACUCGUGUUCUGCUACUACUAGCACUACGAUGGUGUCCCGGCGUGUGUUUGAAUGUUCUCAGUGUGUGUGUGUGUGGCACAGAUGCGCCACUGCUAUUCUAUGCACUUGUGAGUAUUAUGCUAGCUUUCACGGACUCGUCGAGAAACGAGAGUGAAGUUCUUCC